Messenger RNA from Anarrhichthys ocellatus (wolf-eel), 2194 nucleotides. It is a transcript of the gene tmem25, whose product is annotated as transmembrane protein 25. Gene Ontology annotation, biological process: negative regulation of excitatory postsynaptic potential. NCBI's taxonomy places the organism in Eukaryota, Metazoa, Chordata, Actinopteri, Perciformes, Anarhichadidae. The coding region runs from base 768 to 2141 and encodes 457 amino acids. The record is from RefSeq and is a predicted model, not a curated record. The transcript is spliced from 8 exons.
CCCUCUUUCUCUCCAUCUCCUCAGCUGCCUGCUCCUCUUCCUCACUCACCCCCUCCUCCCUUUCCGCUCUCUCCUCCUUACUGCCUGCGUCAGCCAGCAGCCCCUGCCAGCUAGUAAACGCUGCUACUGGAGCUGCUGUACCCUCCAAAGAGCCGUGUGUGUGUGUGUGUAAGUGUGUGAGUGUACGCAGAUGGGAAAGCAACUGAGUCAGGGAGGGCUGCCUCUCAUCUCUCCGCUGUUACCGCCAUCCUUCACUUCCUCCACCUCCGCUGCCAUGGAGCUCCAGCAGGCUGAAUCACAACAGCAUCUGCAGAAAGGGCUGAGGUAAUAUUGUGUCUGUGUUUUUGUGUGUGUGUGUGUGUGUGUGUGUAAUGAAGAGGGCUUACUUUUCCGUAUUUACCUCUGCAUUGAAAUGCCUGCAUGCAGCCUUUGAUUGUCAGUGCAAUCCCAUCAUCUUCAUUCCUGUUUAACAUCCUCUAACGUGUGUGCAGGAAUGUCUCUUCAUCAUCUACAUAUGUGUGGGAUUGUGAGUGUUUCCUUCAUGGCACUGUUCCUGCUUUCAUCCGGAGUGCUCGCACAUAUCACAUGACCCAGAUUGCAAGCAAACACCAGGCAUCACUUGUCCCCCCCCCCCCCCGUACCCUGUACUCACUGUACGUGCGUACACACAAUCACUGUCGAUCCAAGCAGGCCUGUGAAUGUUUUGUAUUGUAGUGAUGGGGUGAGUCGAAGCUAGCCAGGUGGUGAAUUAUUGACAUGUGAGAGGCAUGUCGGUGUCCUUGCGAGCUGGGUUUUUGUCAGUAUUGCAUGGAAUUGAAAGUUCCUUUUCAGUAGCUCUGUCUGCCUCUCUGCAGGCCAGCAUCUCAAUCUCAACCAUCAAGAAUCACAAACCAAAAACCUUUAUCCUCAGACACAGAUGUCCGUCUCUGAUUAAUUUCUUCUCCAAACAGGUAGAUGUGUGUGUGUGCGCGGUGCUCAGUCGGGCCAGUAUGGAGUGUGUAUGCCUGAGGAGGUGGGCAUCGGGCUCUGCUGUCGUGUUCCUUCACACACUGGCCUUGUCCUGGACAGGUGCAAUCGGGCCCGCCGCCAAAAUUGACGGACGGCACCGAGCUGCUGUGACACUGCAGGAGAACAUGACACACGGCUUCAACUGCCAAUCAAACGGCUGGGAUCCCCGCGCCCCUCCCUUGCUGACGUGGUACCUGAACGGGGAGCAGCAGAGAGACCCCCCGCCGACCCGGGGCCGGCUGGUGAUGACGUCGCCGCGGGAAGAUUUUGAGGUCCCGAGGUCGCGGACCCAUCACAACAGCACCUUCUCUCUGCGGGCCAGGAAGUGGGACCGGGAGCUGGUGUGCGUCGCAUCCAACCCCAGGACAGGAGAGAGCCACAAUGCCACGGUCACGCUCAAUGUCCAGUUUCAGCCAGAGGUCCUGAGGCUGAACGCCCACUACAGCGAAUCCUCAGACCCCGGCCUCUCCUUGGUCCUCUUCGCCUUGGUGCGGUCCAACCCGCCCGCCACCAUCACCUUCGUGGACCAGUCCGGCCAGCUGGUGGCCAACACCUCCGACUUCCUCAUCCUGGACUCACGACGCUACCCCUGGUUGACCAAUCACACGCUGAAGAUCACGCUGGGGAAUCUAUCAGGGAACAUCUCGCUGAACGUCAGCAACAGUGUGGGAACGGUGCAGAGCAACCUCACACUGGCAGAGUUCCUGCAGUCUCGCGUGGAGGUGCCCAUUCUGGGAAUAGUGACCGGGGGAGCCAUGGCCUUCAUGGCCCUCCUCAUCCUCAGUCUGAUUGUUCUCUGCCUCAUGCAAAAAAACAAGAGCAAGUCCUUUGAUGAGCCAGUGGAGAUUCUGAUGACCAAGAAAAGUGACUCAGCCAAUCUGAAGACAGAGAAAGCUGGUAAGACCUACAUCCCCCGAGAGAACAUGUCUCUGCCGUCCAACAUGCAGCUCAACGACCUCAACACUUUGAGAAAAGCCCGAGAGGCCGCCCAGCAGAACAGUGUGGGCGAGAAGAAGGAAGAGGAGGAGGAAGAUCUGUCUGUAGCCUACGCCGCCAGAGGUUUUGCCAGAUAUCCGAUGGUGGGCUACAUCUACAAGGUGAACAGCACAAGCAGUGAGGAGGUCUGGCUCUGACUGACCUCAAAGUUACGCACAAACUCACACGUAAUGCAUGCAAAACUACUUCC